GGCGCGCUCCUGGCGCGGUUCCUGCCGCUGCUGCUGCUGCUCCCGCUCACCUACCUGGCGCCCGGCCUGGCCGCGCUCUGGCUGCGCCUGCUGCUCAAGGCCACCGAGGCGGCCGGGCCCACGUGCAUCAAGCUGGGCCAGUGGGCCAGCACCCGGCGCGACCUCUUCUCCGAGGCCUUCUGCGCCCACUUCUCCAGGCUGCACGUCCGCGUGGCCCCGCACCCGUGGGCGCACACGGAGCGCUCCCUGCGGCAGGCGCUCGGGGACGACUGGGGACGCGUCCUCUUCUUCGAGACCCGCGAGCCGGUGGGCUCGGGCUGCGUGGCCCAAGUGUACAAGGCGUUCGCCAGCCCCGCCCUCCUGGGAGACGGCGACGCGCGGGGACCGGGUGAGGCCUCCGGAGCUGGCGCGGUGGCGGCGCUGCAAGAACUCUUUGGAGCCCUUGGGAAGCCGCGGAAGGCCCCCGGCAGCCUCGCGGACCAGGCUCUUCUAGAGCGGCUGCUGCUCCCCACGACCGACCCGGGUGGACCUCAGACCCCUGGCCGAGCACCCGGGCCACGUGGCCUCGUUCCAGUGGCGGUGAAAGUGCUGCACCCCGGCCUGCUCUCCCAGGUGCAGGUGGACCUGCUGCUGCUGAAGUUGGGUAGCCGAGCCCUGGGGCUGCUGCCGGGAGUGCAGUGGCUCAGCCUGCCAGAGAUCGUGGAGGAAUUCGAGAAGCUCAUGACCCAACAGGUUGACCUGCGUUAUGAAGCUCGGAAUCUGGAACACUUCCAGCGCAACUUCCAGGACGUGACCUCGGUGCGGUUCCCCACACCCUUGCGCCCCUUCGUCACCAGGGAUGUCUUGGUGGAAACCUACGAGGACAGCGUGCCUGUGUCCAGCUACCAGCAGGCUGGGAUCCCCGCCGAGCUGAAGCGGAGGAUCGCGCGGCUAGGCAUCAACAUGCUGCUGAAGAUGAUAUUCGUGGACAACUUCGUGCACGCGGACCUGCACCCCGGGAACAUCCUGGUGCAGGGCACCAGUGGGCUGUCCCUGGGCCACAAGGUGGAUGUCUGUGACCCGCUGGUGGCGGCUGUGGCACCGACCCUGUGCCCGCUGCGCCUGGUGCUGCUGGACGCCGGCAUCGUGGCUGAGCUGAAGGCUGCUGAUCUGAGGAACUUCCGGGCCGUGUUCCUGGCUGUGGCGCUGGGCCAGGGCCACAGGGUGGCAGAGCUCAUCCUGCGUCACGCCCGGGCCAGCGAGUGCCGGGACGUGGAGGGCUUCAAGGCGGAGAUGGCCGCGCUGGUGACCCAGGCCCGGAAGAGCAGCGUCACCCUGGAGAAGCUCCAGGUCUCCAGCCUCCUCUCCAGUGUCUUCAGGUUGCUGAUGACUCACAAGGUGAAGCUGGAGAGCAACUUCGCCUCCAUCGUGUUCGCCAUCAUGGUGCUGGAGGGGCUGGGCCGCUCGCUGGACCCCAAGCUGGACAUCCUGGAGGCGGCCAGGCCCUUCCUCCUCCCUGGGCCCAUGGCCCGCGCCUGACGGGUGUCACCCGGGACUGGAGGCCGCUGCCAGGCUGCCCGGGGCACAUGGGGGGCCCCUCUGCCUUCUGCUCCCUGGCUCAGGGUCUGCAUACUCAGGAUCACUGGAGGCGUGGAGGGAAGGGGCUGCAUGUCCAGCAGCAAGAGCUGGGACAUGGAAGUGGGCCGAGGAUACCCAUUCUGAGAAGGUGGACUGUAGAGGGGUACAAAUACACACGGUUGUUUUUGUUUU
Chinchilla lanigera (long-tailed chinchilla) is the source of this 1749-nucleotide messenger RNA. RefSeq names its product aarF domain containing kinase 2 (gene Adck2). The record is from RefSeq and is a predicted model, not a curated record. Gene Ontology annotation, biological process: protein phosphorylation. Gene Ontology annotation, molecular function: protein kinase activity; ATP binding. Gene Ontology annotation, cellular component: mitochondrion. NCBI's taxonomy places the organism in Eukaryota, Metazoa, Chordata, Mammalia, Rodentia, Chinchillidae.